Messenger RNA from Gigantopelta aegis, 1216 nucleotides. RefSeq names its product serine/arginine repetitive matrix protein 2-like. NCBI's taxonomy places the organism in Eukaryota, Metazoa, Mollusca, Gastropoda, Neomphalida, Peltospiridae. The record is from RefSeq and is a predicted model, not a curated record. The coding region runs from base 174 to 1076 and encodes 300 amino acids. The transcript has 14 exons.
AUUAUGCUACUGCUAGGCUAACAUGUCAGAAGGCAGUUCCGGUAAGUGAAAAUCUAUUUUUGACAAGUUUGUCAAUGUUCCCGGUUCACUGAUGGAUGGUUCGUUUUGUUCUUCUGUCAUACCUGCAUGUGAAGGAUGGAAACAGCCUUAGUAUGUGCAAGUUACUCUAAACGAUGGAUGUUUCACUAAUGUUACUGGUGUCAUUUCUCUGUAUAUUGAAUCCUGUUCAUUCAGAUCAUUGCAAACUAAAGUGUGAAAAUGGCGGAAGUCCUAACAAUGUCUGUAAGAAGUGUAACUGCAUUGGAAAUUGGAAAGGAAGUACAUGUGAAGAAUGUGGAGCAACUUGUUUGAAUGGUGGUACACCACUUGUAACGUGCUCUGGAUGCAUAUGCCGUUCAAUAUUCAAAGGACCCAGAUGCGGUGAGUCUGAGGAUGAGGAAUCUUCUGGUCCUGAUUGGUUAUUGAUCGUUAUAAUCUGUAUUGGGUGUCUUGUCUUCCUCAUGUUGAUCAUCAUCGGCAUCAUAUGUUGGAGAAGACGUCGACAACAAGCUACAGACGGGCAGACCAAUAUACAAUUUGAAGAUGCAGGGCCUGACGCCCUGGGUCACAGCAGAGAGGACACACGUCCGGACCACACUCCAAAGCCUGACGCCCUGGGUCACAGCAGAGAGGACACACGUCCGGACUACACUCCCAAGCCUCAUGCCCUGGGUCACAGCACAGAGGACACAAGUCCGGAUCACACUCCCAAGCCUCAUGCCCUGGGUCACAGCACAGAGGACACAAGUCCGGAUCACACUCCCAAGCCUCAUGCCCUGGGUCACAGCACAGAGGACACAAGUCCGGAUCACACUCCCAAGCCUCAUGCCCUGGGUCACAGCACAGAGGACACAAGUCCGGAUCACACUCCCAAGCCUCAUGCCCUGGGUCACAGCACAGAGGACACAAGUCCGGAUCACACUCCCAAGUUGUCUUCCAUGAAACGGCGGAGGUCCUCAAAGAGUCCGAGUCAUAAAUCCUCAAAGAGUCAUAGAGACAAGUCCUCAGAAAGACAGUAUCAUAAAUCCCCGGAGUGACGCUGACACAAAUCAUCGGACGAACAGUGAAAAAGAGAUACUGUCCUCAGGUGUCAAUCACGUGUUAGUUUAUUCAUUAUUUGUUGAUGUUCUGUAAUGGAAAUUUAAUGGAGAGGUGUAAAUAAAGUGUAAAAAAAGAA